Molecule: messenger RNA, 1862 nt
Organism: Scheffersomyces coipomensis
Lineage: Eukaryota; Fungi; Ascomycota; Pichiomycetes; Serinales; Debaryomycetaceae
Gene: DAC1
Product: Dac1p
Exons: 1
Coding region: 439-1701 (420 amino acids)
Biological process (GO): N-acetylglucosamine catabolic process
Molecular function (GO): N-acetylglucosamine-6-phosphate deacetylase activity
Source: RefSeq, a predicted model, not a curated record
CACUCUCCCUUAGUUAAUUUAAUUUAGUGACUGACCACACAGUAAUUGUUACUGGACUGACCGUGCCCACCUUCUCUCUCUCUACUUGCUCUUAACUAUGGGAAUAAUUUUAAUGUAACUGUAACGGUAAAAUUAAAUGUUAAACAUCCCAUCGGGUAACUAACUAACUAUGAAUUGAUCAAAGAGUAUAUAUGAGAAGAAGAAGAAGAAGAAGGUGAUGUUCAAACUGUAAUUUAUAAUUUAUAUAAUUUAUAAUUUAUAAUUUAUAUAUAUAUCAUUCAUCUUUUCUUCUCUAUUGAUCUUCCAUAUCUAUUCUCAUCAUCUCAUCAUCUCAUCAUCAUAUAGUUAAUCCACUAUCACUAUCAAUUACUAUCACUGUCAUUUUUUGUGUCAUCAAUUAUUUAUUAUUUAUAUAUUUGCAUCUAUCAACUACUUAUAAUGUCAACUUAUACUAAAUUCACCAAUUGUAAUCUUAUCGAUAACGGUAAAGUCUAUAAAUCAACGGAUCUUUAUAUCAAUAAUCAAACUAAAAAAAUCGCUCAUCCUCCUCAUAAUAAAAAAUUAAUCACUAAUACUAUCGAUUUACAAGGUAAUUAUCUUGCACCAGGAUUUCUUGAUAUUCAAAAUAAUGGUAUCUACGGUUUAAAUUAUUCUAAUUUAAAUGAAAACUCAAAUGAAAAUGAUAUUCGUAUGUUUAAAUCAUUUUAUAAUGAUGCUAUGCAAAAAUAUUUAACUACAGGUGUAACUGGUGUUUGUCCCACCGUUACUUCAAAUUUCCCUGCUGUUUAUAAAAAAGUAUUACCAUUCUAUAAAAAAUCAAGAUUAUCAAAUCAAUCUGAUUCUUUAGGAGCUCAUUUAGAAGGUCCAUUUAUAAGUUUAAAAAAGAAAGGGUGUCAUCCAACUGAAACCUUUGUUGAUGCUCAAACUUCAGAUUUAUUCGAAGUUUAUGGUGGUGAAGAAAAUAUUAUUGAAAAUGUUUGUAUUAUAACUGCUGCUCCUGAAAUCCCAGGUGUAUUAGAAACUAUUCCUCAUUUAAUUGAAAAGGGGAUAAUCUUUUCUAUUGGUCAUACUAUGUCUGAUUAUCAAACUGGAGUUAAAGCCGUUCAAAAUGGUGCUUCAAUGAUUACUCAUUUAUAUAAUGCUAUGCCUCAACCUCAUCAUAGAGAUGUUGGUGUCAUUGGUUUAAUCAAUCCUCCUCAUGAAUUAUCCAUUGAAGCUCCUUAUUAUGGUAUUAUUUGUGAUGGUGUUCAUGUCGCUCCAUCCAUGGCUAAUUUAGCUUAUAAAUCAAAUCCUGAAAAAUGUAUUCUUGUCACUGAUGCUAUGCAUUUAAUUGGUUUACCAAAUGGUACUUAUAAAUGGGAUCAACAAACCAUCAUUAAAGAUAAUGAUCGUCUUUAUUUACAAGGUACUGAUACUUUAGCAGGGGCUGCUACUACUUUACCUCAAUGUAUUAGAAAUUUAGUCCAAUGGUCAAAUAUUACCUUAGCAGAAGCUGUUAAAACCGUUACUAAUAAUCCAUCUAUUUCAAUUGGAUUGGAAAAUGAAAGAGGGUUCUUAAAUGCCGGUUGUGAUGCUGAUCUUGUUGUUCUUGAUAAAGAUGGUUAUGUUCAAAAAGUUUAUAAAUUAGGUAAUGAAAUCGAAUCUUCCGAUGUGGUUACUCAAACAAUCGUUAAUAAUGAAAAAUUAUUAGCUUCCUUAUAAGUUUGUUUUAUAAUUAUUAUUUAUUAUUAAAAAAUAGAAAUCAAAUUAAAUCCCCUGUUGCAUUAUAUAUAUACUAUACAUCUAUACCUUACAUACAUACGUAAACUUGUUACAUAACAAAUAUAAUUCGUGAUAAUUAUCAUUACUACAACUUUAAAUUU